Molecule: messenger RNA, 603 nt
Organism: Mycosarcoma maydis (corn smut)
Lineage: Eukaryota; Fungi; Basidiomycota; Ustilaginomycetes; Ustilaginales
Exons: 1
Coding region: 1-603 (200 amino acids)
Source: RefSeq, a predicted model, not a curated record
AUGCGACGUGCCACAGUUGCGAUGGUUGCGCUCUUGCACGUUGGUGCGAGCGCGAUGACGAGCCGACCACCGAGCCAAGUGACCGACGUGAUCGCUGAGCAGACGCGCCAAGUGUUCCCGCCAUGGGAGCGAGGCUCGGGCUGGCUUGGAUUUCGCAUGUGGGAGCACGAGUCGCACGAGCAACCGCGGCUGCCGGACACGUACCACGAUGAAUGGCACCUGGUCAACUCGCCGAUCCGCGGCGUGGUAACGCAGUCCAGCGCAAGACACAGGCUCGGCAUCACGCUCAAAGACGCCGAUGCACUCUUCCAAAGUCGAAUCCUCGAGCGCCAUCGCACCGAUCCGCUCGACCACCCCCAAACGCAAGCGCAAAUGCAGACGCAACCUCGACAGUUCGCUGCACACGCCCAAACAAACAGUCUCAGUGUAGACCAUGUCGAUCCGAGCGCAGACCACCAUCCUCCGCCGACAACCCACCCAGCGCACGCAUCAAGCUCCACGGUGCGCUCACAUCACACAUCCAUGUGGUCGUCCUUGUUCAAACCGCUCUUCCGUCCGCGCAAGACCAACACCCCGAAUCCUCCCCAGUCUCAUCGGCCCUAA